AUGUCUCAUUUCCCUGCACCUCCUCCAGUUCCUCCUCCACCCGCCUUCAAUCAGCUCCACAUCCGGCUGCCGAAGCCACCACCAGUUCCCCAAUCCGGGCCGGACGGUGCCUAUUUGAUCGAGCUAGCCGUAUACAAUGGCUAUCCAUUCAAAGACCACUGGGCGUACUUUGUGCGCUCGCAUACUGAUCCUGAAAUUGGUGUCAAGAUUCACGCAACGGGUGAUGUGAGAAAUGGGUUCCAGCUCGAGUCGAAGCGUAGCCAUGAUUUGCGUGACACUGUCGACAUACCAUCAAAAAGAAUCCCCCUCCAAUGGGUUGAUGGCAAGUAUUUCGAUUCACGCAAAAUGUUCAACGGCGGCGUACCGGUGAUAGAAAGCAAACCCGUAUGUGGCUUCGAGGAUAGCGUAUACAAGAUCCCAGCUCCCAGGAAAUCAAUGAACACAAUUGACGAUGUUGUCCAGCCGGGGAAGGCUAUUAUACAGAGAGACUGCCAGACAUGGAUAGUCGAAUCUGCGGACCAGCUGGUAGCCGAUGGCAUCUUUGCGGCGCAUGUGGCUGCAUAUCUCCAUGCCCUCAAGCAGUGA
This is a messenger RNA of Clonostachys rhizophaga, 585 nucleotides long. Lineage: Eukaryota; Fungi; Ascomycota; Sordariomycetes; Hypocreales; Bionectriaceae. The record is from the annotation of a GenBank genome assembly.